Carassius gibelio (silver crucian carp) is the source of this 6755-nucleotide messenger RNA. Its product is annotated as golgin subfamily A member 3. The record is from RefSeq and is a predicted model, not a curated record. The transcript has 25 exons. The coding region runs from base 299 to 4810 and encodes 1503 amino acids. NCBI's taxonomy places the organism in Eukaryota, Metazoa, Chordata, Actinopteri, Cypriniformes, Cyprinidae.
AAUGCGGAACCUUUAAUGUCGAGAAAACCGUUGCGAGUCGGAUCUGUUUCUAGGACGGAACCAAAACAGCCACGUAGUGUAGGCAGGAGCACGUCUGAGGAGAGACAUUUGUGGUUUUGUGAAGGGAACUUCAUAGAAACAAAAGACAAAGAUCACAGAGGACUGAAGCUGUCUGUACCGUCCAGGCCAGCCUGCAGUCUUAGCCGAAGUUUACAGAGCAUGAAGUAAAGGUGAAUUGCAUUGGUGAGACCCAGCUUAUGUUCAUGGAUGCUAGAGCAGCAUCUGAAUUGCAAGAAAUAUGGAAAAUGGAAAUAAGGAAACAGCCUCGUUUGAGGCCAACCCUCAGCAUCCGGACGCAAAACACGGCAAAGAUCCAGACAGCAGUGCUGUUGAAUCCCUGAAGAUGGAGAGAUCACUAGUAAUGGAGAAAAUCCCUAAUGGUCAUGUCAGAGCAGAUCUGUUGCCAAACGGAGAGGCCGUGGUGGAGGGUCAGGAAACUCACGGAAGCAGCACCCCACCUCUGGCUACUCCUUCCCCGGGCAGCCGCCUUGCCGAUUCCCCUCUGAGCGCAGAGCUGGAUCCAGGUUUGGCCUCUUUCCCUGACAGCCUAGAGAAGUCUGAGGCAGCUCUUGCAGAGGGCUCUGUUCACAAGGGUGACGCAUUGCAAUCGCUCAGACUAAGUAUUCCUAUGCAGGAGACUGAAUUGUCAUCGAAAGAGCCAUCUGUGGAGAUGGAAAAUGAAGAAAAGAUCCGUCAGGAAGCUCGUCGGCGUCUAGAGGAACAGCUCAAACAAUACAGAGUACAGCGGCACACAGAGAGAACCAGGCGUUCCACUCCUAAGAGCCGCGCUUUUAGCACUUUGGACCCAGAGCUCAUGCUCCAUCCCGAGGGUCUCCCACGUGCCAAUACUGUCGCUAUGACUAAGGAAUACUCUUUCCUGCGUACCAGUGUUCCCCGUGGUCCCAAACUGGGCAGCCUUGGAAUCCCUUCCAACAAGGAGAAGUCCAAAUCAUCUCGCUCCAACAAGAUCCACUCUCUCGCCGACUACAGAACUUCUGAAUCUGAUGCUCAAAGUGCAGAUACGUCUGGUGGGGUAGUUUCAUCAUCUGGCGACACGUCGUUUAGCUCUCUGCAUUCCACCAUCAGCUCAGUCUCCACAGUUUCGGAAAUGAGCAUCAGUUCUGAGACCAACACCCAUUUGGAAUCAUCUCGGCUAAUCAGAGGCAACAUCUCAGAGGUUGAUGGUAGCGAAUCAGGUUUCAAAGCUGAUGGUAAUGACAGCGAUAGCUCAUCCUAUAGUAGUGUGUCUACUCCAGGGACAUAUAAUAUGUUAGCUGCAAUAGUGAACCGGCCAAAGGCUCCAUAUACUGUCGAAGGGAGAGAGAUUGCUCCAGAAGCCAUGGGACACUUUCCAUCACUGCAUGAAGUCUUGCAGACAGCCACUGAAGAGAGACACAUGGAAGAGGAAAGAGAGGGCAGUGUGGAGCCUCGCAGUCGCAGGGACAGCUUCUCCAGCAGUGUGUCGUAUGGGAGUUCUGUGAUGGGGACUCAUGAUGAGAUGCUGCAAGUGCUGAAAGAGAAAAUGAGGUUAGAAGGACAACUAGAGUCUCUUUCCUCCGAGGCCAGUCAGGCUCUGAAAGAAAAGACAGAGCUUCAGGCCCAGCUGGCUACAGUAGCUGCUCAGUUGCAGGGCCAGGUAGAGCAGACCCAGGCCAGUCACGAGAAGCAGAGCACCCUCACCUCUGAGGUCACUACAUUACGCUCCAACUGCUCUGCACUGGAGAAGGCCAUGGUGGAACUCCAGAGCAAUCUGGAAGGGAAAAACGCCAACCUGGCCUCGCUGGGCAGUGACCUGCAGCUGGCUGAAGAGCAGUACCAGAGGCUCAUGGUCAAAGUGGAGGAGAUGCAGCAGAGCCUGAAUACCAAGGACAACACAGUCUCUGAAUUACGGCAGCAGAUGGGGGGCCUACAGGCACAGCUUCAGAGGGUCCAGAGCGAGAGGAACGCUCUGCAGAGUAGACUGAAGACGUCGCAGGCAGAAGUGGACUCCCUGCAGCAGCUGCGCCUCUGGUACCAGCAGCAGCUGACUCUGGCACAGGAGGCACGAGUGCGACUGCAGGGAGAGAUGGCAAACAUGCAGGCUGGUCAGAUGACUCAGAUCGGAGUGUUGGAAAAUCUAAAGAUGGAGAAUGUUACUCUAUCUCACAAACUCACAGAGACGAAACAUCAAUCUAUAAAAGAGAAGGAACGGAUUGCUGUGCAGCUACAGAGUAUAGAGACGGACAUGUUGACUCAAGAAGCGGCCAUACAUCAGAUCCAGGAGGCAAAGUCAAUGGUGGACGAAGAUCUUCAGCACAAACUGGAAGAGUUUGAAGAGGAGCGAGAGCAUCUUCUCAAACUCGCCAACACAGCCACAACACUGGAGAGAGAGCUAGAACAGGUCAAACUCAUUCUCUCCCAAAAAGACGCCCAGCUGGAAUUGCUUCAGCGUGAGCACCUAGAGCUGAUGAAGCAGCUCACCAGCACUCAGGAGACCCUCCAAACCAAAGAACAGGCCCUUAAUCAGCUGGAGGCACGAUACCAGGAGCUCCAGACUCAGCUGGAGGAGCUUCAAACUGACGCCACAGCUAAAGAGGAGACCCUGCAGUAUCUCCAAAAUGAGAAAAUAGUCCUGGAAGUUGCUCUGCAGGCAGCGCGAGCCGAUAAGAGCGAACUGGAUGAAGGAGCGGAAAGGCUAGGAGAGGAAGUGCUGGUGGCAUCAGACACUCUUGACCAGCUUAAGCAGGAACUACAGGUUAAAGCAACCCAGAUUGAAGCUCUCCAGCAAGAGAAUGGCACCCUCAAAAAACAAGCACAGAAACUGAAGGAUCAGUUCAUGCAGCAAAAGGUGAUGGUUGAAGCUUACAGGAGAGAUGCCAGCUCCAAAGAUCAGUUGAUCUCUGAGUUGAAGGCUUCUAAAAAGCGUCUGGUGUCUGAGGUGAAGGACCUGAAGCAGGAGCUGUUGAAAAUGGAGGGAGAAAAGAAGAGCUCAGACCAGGAACAGACUCGCCUGCAGAAGGAAGUGGAGAGAGUGCAGCAGCAAAUGAACAGUCUGGAAGCCCAUUUACAAUCCGUACAAACAGAGAGAGACCAACUUGACUCUCAACUGCAGUCCCUUCAGUUUGACCAGAACCAGCUGGCGGCAGUGACCGAAGAAAAUGAAAAUCUGAAAAAGAGGAUCGAACAAAUGCAAAAUGAAGCCAGAAAGGCUAUCUCAGAGCAGAAGGUGAGGAUGAAGCGUAUGGGCACAGAUUUGACCAGUGCACAGAAAGAGGUGAAGGCCAAGCAUAAGGCCUAUGAGAAUGCAGUUGGUAUUCUGAGCCGGAGGUUACAGGAAGCCCUCGCCGCCAAAGAGACAGCUGAAGCCGAAAUUGACAAACUCAGAGCUCAGGUUUCAGAGGGUGGAAAUAGCCAAGAACUUCAGAGCAAGGUGGAAGCCCUGCAGGGACAGCUGAAGGCAGUGAGCCAGAGUAAAGCCAUGCUGGAGAAAGAGCUACAGGAGGUCAUUACCCUGACUAGCACUGAACUAGAGGACUAUCAGGAGAAAGUGUUCGAACUGGAAGAUGAGCUUCAAGAGUCAAGAAAUUUUAAAAAGGGAAUUUGUCGCCUGGAGGAUGCUAAUAAGAAGCUUGCACUUGAACUAGAGCAUGAGAAAGGGAAGCUCUCAGGGCUUGGGAAAUCCCACAGUGCAUUGCGGGAACAUGCCAAUAUCUUAGAGGCUGCACUGGCGAAGAGAGAAGCAGAUCUUGUCCAACUCAACUUACAGGUUCAAGCAGUGUUAAAGCGUAAAGAAGAAGAGGACCAGCAGAAGAGACAGUUGGUGCAGACGCUACAGGCUGCUCUGGAGAAAGAGAAAAUAAAAGUCAAGGAUCUGACUGAGCAGGUGGCGGAGGCCAAGCUGGAGGCAGCCCAUAACCGCAGACAUUACAGAGCAGCCAUGUUGGAACUCAGCGAGAUCAAGAAAGAUCUGCUGGCCAAGGAGGAGCUUAUCAAAACCCUGCAGAAAGAGGCUAAAACACUGGAGGCUCAAGAUGAGAAGCACUCUGAAGAAGUUUCUCAUUUCCAGGAGCAAUUAGCUGAUGCUCACACUCAACUCCAGAUCCUUCAGAAACAGCUUGAUGAUGAGCUCAGCAAACAGCCCCUUACUAACCAAGAGGUGGAGGAUCUGAAGUGGGAGGUGGAGCAGAGGCAGCGGGAGAUCGAGACACAGAAACAGCAGCUGGAGAUGGUGGAACAGUGUCAUCAGAGAGAGAUGGACAUCCUGCAGGACACUCUACAGAGGAUAAAGGUGGAGCUGGAGGUGGUGCAGGAAGAGCUCAAUGGCACACGGAAGGAUAAAUUCAUGCUGCAGGCUAAAGUGGGAGAGCUGAGGAGUAGCAUGAAGACUGUUCUCCAGCAGAACAACCAGCUCAAACUGGACCUCAAAAACAGCAGGCUCAGAAAGCGGAUGGAUUUAAAGGGGGAAUCCACCCCUGUAACGCCAGUAAAAAUCCCAGACUGCCCUGUUCCUGCUUCACUUUUGGACGAACUGUUGAAACCCUCAACAUCCGUCAAUAAAGAACCUCUCAAUAACCUCCACAACUGUCUGAAACAGUUAAAGCAGGAGAUGGACAGCCUUCAGAAGCAGAUGGAGGAGCACACGGUCACAGUGAAGUCGCUGGCCAGUGCAGAGGAGGAGCUCCAAAAACUGAGGCUUCAUGACAACAGCAGCAACGAUUUACCAAAUAAAGAAGAGAAUGAUAAGAUACAGGAAGAGAUGCAGUCCUCCUAAUCCACAACGAAUCCUUUCAAGACAUUAUCUGAGGAGAGAGUUCAGUUUUAUCUUUAAGGGCACUUUUAAGGUUCUUUUGUUUAUUUCUUAUCGACUGCCAAUAUUUGGCUUUAUCUCUUUCCAACCAAGAUUGUUCGGGUGAAACAAAGUGUUUCUUCAUACCACAGCUUUAUUUUAAGAGGGUCAUUUUGGUGUUUGUUUGUGUUGUGAUCACUAUUUAUUUUUAGUUUAGUGAAUAGAGCUGCUCUCUCUUUCUGAUAUGAUCUGUUAUCUCGCUUGCAAUUUCAUAGUAGUCGCCCACAGUCGUCGUUCAGCUUUGAUUUAGUUUUCUUUCUCAUCUCAUAUGAGGUGCAGAAAGAGGUUUGAGAGGGCUACUGCUAGGCUGCUUAGUCCUGCAGAAGUGAAAAGAACCCACAAACAUCCAGGGCGCCAGACUCCAGUGUUAUAGUAACUAGUGAUAUAUUGAUCUAAUUGGUCAGAUGUAUAUUCUACAUAUCCGUCUGGUGGUAGUUCUCACUUCCUGCAUGGAGAAUUCAGCAGCUGAACUGUUCUUCCAUUCCUCUGUGCCUGUGAAUGAGCUGAUCUCAUUCCAUCACUGGACAGAUGCCUGAUCUUGAGCUGUUCCCUGCAAUAUAAUGCAAAUAUAAUCAACUAAACAAUACAAGGCCCUUAUAUCAAUCAAGCAUUUUCUCUCAACUCUUUUUGUCCCCCCCCUCCGCCAUAAACAGAACAUUCUUAGUUUUUCCAGGCCUCAAAUCAAGUCUAAAGCGAUGCUGAUAACUUCCUGUCUACAUGCACACUGUGUUCGGCUUUACCCAUAAGUCUCAGAGUUUAGAUCCACUGUUUCGUAACACAUUCUUUGUGGGUACAAUAAUGCGACCUUGAUGAUGCACUUACAAUAUUAUCCUUAGCACUACGGCCUCAUUCUGAUUGAAACUCAGGACCUGAAGCCCCAGGAAUAUAAGUGUAAGACUGGGAGAAAGUAUUGGCCCUUUUGUACAGGGUAAUAUAUUAUAGAUCAGAUCAUUCAAUAUCAGCUUGUAUCUGGUUUGUUUCUAUGGUUUGCAAAUGUGAGAUCUCAUACCAAAAGUCCGAAUUUGACUUGUUUUCUUUAGGGCUGCGCCUUAAAAUGAAUCCAAUAAGGAAACCUUUAAAUACUGCUAAAAAUGUAUAGCUUGAAUGAAUUUUGUUGUUGUUGUUGAGAGAUCUUGGGAAAUAGUGUAAAAUUGGUUGAAUGUGCUUUCGAAAGCGCUGUUGAGUGUGUUGUACUUAUAUUUAUAAUAUAUAUGAAAUGUGUCGACUCUAUUGCACAAUUGAUAAAGCACGCUUACUGACUUUCAGGUAUGGACAGAUGUAAAAUGUUACUUUUUGAUGGGAAGAUUUUGCCAGUUUUUUGCCCAAUACUAUGUUCACUUAUUUAAAAAAAACAUUUUCACUUCCUGAAAUUCUUAUGGAUAAUUUGUCAUUACAGCCUUAAUUAUCAAAAAUGUGUGCAAAUAUUUUUUGCAUAAUGUAUUUUAAUUGGGUGUAAUACUUCUGUCUUUCCCCUGAUGUCUUCAUUUCACAAACUCCAUUUGUCGGUUGUGUCUGUGGAGCUGGACUUACCCAUGUAAUUGGCUUGAACUGUUUUAAAUGUGUUCUGAGAUAAAGACAUUGAUCUCCAUGUACGGUAAAAACCUUUAGACUGCUAUAAAUGAUUAAGACAUAAUGGGAAAUGAAGCUUUACGCACUAACAUGUACACUUACUGUCAAAGGAUUAACACAUAUUCAGUGGAAGGAAGGGAACGGUUUUUAAUUAACUAAAAAAAUAUACUGUUAAUUACUGUACUGAUGAAAAGCACGAGUUUCUGUUCUGUGUUUAUAAAUAAGAAAAAAAAAGUUUAACUCAGCAUUUUUAUGGGAUGUACCAUAUUGAGUGUAAAAUAUAAAUAAUUCUGUAAAAUGA